AUGCCUCACAAGUUGAUGGGAGAAAAUGGCUUCAAUUUCACCCAGAAACUUAUUUUUUCUAGCGCAUCUGACCCAGCGGAGAGUAGCCUUAGUUUUGAUACCCCCAGUCCCAACGAGUCUUGUACGACCCCUCUGAGCAAUGGCACUUUAUACUCCAAUGCCAACAGCCCUUCGGACUCAUGCGUUAAACCACUCUGCAAUGCCAGAUCUGAAAGCAAAAUCCCUUACAGCACAGGAAUGAAAUAUGUCUCCUCAGAAGGAGAGGUGCUUGAGUGUGGGUGGGGGACCUUCACUCCGAGUUGUUUACAGUUUUGCAAUACACCAAAGGGGGUCUUGUUCUUCCUCUGCGUCGCUUCUUUCCUGCAAGGAAUGACAGUCAACGGUUUCAUUAAUACGGUCAUCACUUCCAUAGAACGGCGAUUCGACCUGCGGAGUUACGAGAGCGGACUCAUUGCCAGCUCGUACGACAUCGCGGCCUGCGUGUGCUUGACUUUUGUCAGUUACUUUGGGGGAAAUGGCCACAAACCCCGGUGGCUUGGAUGGGGAGUAUUGGUCAUGGGAAUUGGGUCGCUUGUCUUUGCAUUGCCCCAGUUCACCACCAGCCAGUAUGAAGUACAUUUCUCAGAGGAGACGGGCAUGUGCUCCUCCAACCAGAGCGUGCGGUGCUCAGGAAGUGUCUCCAGUCUCUCUAAUUACCGGUUCGUCUUCAUGCUCGGACAGUUUCUACAUGGGAUUGGAGCGACACCUCUUUAUACUCUUGGAGUGACCUAUUUGGAUGAAAAUGUCAAAUCUAACCACUCCCCUGUGUAUAUUGCAAUUUUCUAUACUGCUGCUAUUUUGGGGCCUGCAGCUGGUUAUCUCAUUGGAGGAAUCUUCCUAAAUAUUUACACUGAGAUAGGUAGACGAGUUGAUCUCACACCAGACAACACUCUAUGGGUUGGAGCGUGGUGGAUUGGGUUUCUUGGUGCUGGCGCUGCUUCCCUUUUGAUUGCAAUCCCCAUCUUGGGUUACCCUCACCGCCUGCCAGGAUCCCAGCGCUACAUUGUUAUGAGAGUUUCAGAAACCCAUCAGCUAAAAGAUGGGAGCCACAAAACAGCCUCCGACCCUGAUUUUGGAAAGACUGUGAAAGACCUGCCAAGGUCAGCACUGCUGCUAUUGAAGAACCCAACUUUCAUCUUCCUCUGCUUAGCUGGAGCAACAGAGGCCACCCUCAUUGCGGGGAUGUCUACCUUUGGCCCCAAAUUCCUGGAAUCCCAGUUUAGCUUAAGUGCCUCAGAAGCAGCAACCUUGUUUGGUUACCUGGUGGUUCCUGCAGGAGGAGGAGGCACAUUUCUUGGCGGGUUCAUCGUGAAUAAAUUUAAGCUUCGCUGUUCAGGGAUCAUCAAGUUCUGUCUGUUUUGCACCCUGUCAAGUCUGCUGGCGAUCUUCAUCUUUUUUGUUGACUGCCCCAACAUGCCCAUGGCUGGAGUAACACAGAUGUAUGAUGGAAGCAUCCUGCCAGAAGGCCGCCUCAACCUGUCUUCCCCCUGCAAUACUGAGUGUGAAUGUUUGCGAGAAACAUACAGCCCCAUCUGCGGCAGUGACAAUAUAAUGUAUUACUCCCCUUGCCACGCAGGAUGCAAGAGAGUAUCGUCAAAUCAAAACAGUGGGAAAAAGGUUUACCAAGAAUGCAGCUGCAUUCUGGGGAGCCCUCCCACAGCACCUGGCUCUGCUGCAGCGGGAAAGUGCACCUCGUCUUGCGAGAAAAGAACUCUCCUCUUGCUUUUUGUGUUUGUUGUCAUUAUCUUCACAUUCCUCAGCAGUAUUCCUGCUCUGACUGCUACUUUACGAUGUGUCUCAGACAGGCAGCGAUCAUUUGCUCUGGGAAUCCAGUGGAUUGUAGUGAGGACGCUAGGUGGCAUUCCAGGCCCAAUUGCUUUCGGGUCAAUGAUUGACAAGUCAUGUCUCCUCUGGCAGAACCAGUGUGGUGAACAAGGGUCUUGUUAUGUCUACCAGAACUUUGCCAUGAGCCGGUAUACCUUGAUUGCUGGUCUUAUUUACAAGCUGAUUGGAUCAUUCUUCUUCCUCCUUGCCUAUUUGCUCUACAAACCACCCCCACCAGGUAGCUCCGAUGCCUCCGAAAAUGACAACUGUGACCUCAGAGAGAACAAAUGUCCUCUUCAGUCUCAAGAUGACGUAUAG
Molecule: messenger RNA, 2181 nt
Organism: Eublepharis macularius
Lineage: Eukaryota; Metazoa; Chordata; Lepidosauria; Squamata; Eublepharidae
Gene: SLCO4A1
Product: solute carrier organic anion transporter family member 4A1
Exons: 11
Coding region: 1-2181 (726 amino acids)
Biological process (GO): sodium-independent organic anion transport; transmembrane transport
Cellular component (GO): membrane
Molecular function (GO): protein binding
Source: RefSeq, a predicted model, not a curated record